CCCAUCCCUCCCUCCCUCCCUCCAAAGCCCGGACUGAGGAGAGAGGCGUGACGGAGCGAGCUGGGAGAAGAAGGGAUUUCACUGACAAAGAUCAAAUUAAAACAGACUUUCUGUCAUUUUUAAAGCUUUUUUUUUCUUUUUGAAUUAAAAAAAAGCUGUGGUGCGCAUCUGCACCACAGCUUUUUAUUAUUAUUUUUUUAUUUAUCCACUUUGUGAGGAAAGGAGGAAGAAGAUAAAUAAAGAAGUGUGUCUUUAUCGCUUUCAUUUGGGACUUUUCCCAAACUGACUUCUUCUUUUUUUGAUUUUUAUUUUUAUUUACUUCAACUAUGGAUGUUUUGGCGAAUUACAGUAUUUUCCAGGAACUCCAACUCGUUCAUGACACUGGUUAUUUCUCCGCGAUGCCUUCCCUGGAGGAGAACUGGCAGCAGCAGGUGUUUCUCUCGAUCUGACCACCUGGCCUUGCACAUGAAGAGGCACAUCUGAGGGCAGGAAGGACGAGUGGGAAGGCGGGAGUAAAGAGGCGGAGUCAAAGGACAGAGGGACGGGUAGUCAUGCUACAAAAUGCUCAUCUCUUCUAAAAAAAAACGGUUGCACUCAGUGACCAACGGAGAGGAGCGGAGGAGGGAAACGAGGAGUAGCUAGAUUGUUGUUUCUUUAAAACGACACCUUCACAUUUGCAAUAGUCGACACUUCACACAUCAUCCCGGUGAACCCCGGCUGCUCUCAUGCAGCUCGUGGGCUUUGGACACUGCCAAUCCACACACAUAGUUUGAUGAAACGUUGUUUUUCUUUCUCUGUAUUCAGUCUUACAUUAUCGAGUCAUUUUGGUGAGGAGGUGUGGGAAACACGUUAAAUAUCAAUUUAGUCAACUCUUAGUGUUUUGCGGUGCUUUUAAAUACUCAACAUUUUUCCUAA
Austrofundulus limnaeus is the source of this 915-nucleotide messenger RNA. Its product is annotated as Krueppel-like factor 7. Gene Ontology annotation, molecular function: RNA polymerase II cis-regulatory region sequence-specific DNA binding; DNA-binding transcription factor activity, RNA polymerase II-specific. Lineage: Eukaryota; Metazoa; Chordata; Actinopteri; Cyprinodontiformes; Rivulidae. The record is from RefSeq and is a predicted model, not a curated record. Gene Ontology annotation, biological process: regulation of transcription by RNA polymerase II.